GCAGUUUGAUUAGACAAAACAUAGACAAUGAUAAGAUGUUACAGCGAUCAUUGCGUCAAUACGAUACUCCAAAUGGAAAAGUCGAAUAUGAGAAGAUAAUAUCGUCUGCUGAAAAGUUGUGUCCACAACAAUUGAAACAAAUCUAUGGCAUGAGUUUCGGAGCCAACAUAACGGUUCAUAAGCUGAUGUUGUAUCAGUUAUACGAUGAGUUAACUGGUGGCUACGGCAAAGACACAAAAAUAUCAACAUCAACCGUCAUAAAUGAAAGUAAUAAAAAGGCUUUAAUAUUUUUUGAUGUUGACCUUGAAGAGAAUUUUGUCAACUAUUACCGGGUAUGGGCUGAAGUGAUACCAGCUGAAGACGAAAUGGGUGGUACGUUUAAAGCAGUAAGUAGUGAAUGGCUAGCAUACGUAAAGGCUGGUACCCUGCCGGGACAACUGUUGACUGAGAGAGGCAACACUACAGUAACUGUUAACAGGAAAUUCGGGAAAACGCUUGCUAAAAUUGCUCCUCUGCUAAUACCAAUUCAAGUAGUAGAAAUAAUUGAAAUGGCUGAAAAAAAUAAAUUUAUAAAGAUUGAAAAACUAUUAGGUGAAUUGACUGAAUCGUUCUUGGAAAAUAGUGGAAUCGAAUGGACGCGCUAUAAUUUGGACUUGAGCACUUUAGAUUUUGUUGCCAAACGACAUUUUUUAAAAAUAAAUAUCGAUAUCAACUCAAGAAUAACUGAGGAUGCCAAAUAUAAUGUCGAGCGUAUACCAGUGGCUUCGAAUACCCCUAAUACAAAAUAUUGUGGUUGGAGAAAUGACAUUUUUAAUGCAGUUACAUCUUACUGCUUUGAACUGUAUCUAAACAGCACGGAAAACCGAUUAAGAAAUGACAUACAGUCAAUGUCAGUGACCGGGGUACCGUAUUCGUCAAGCUUUGUACGCUUAACAUGUGUCAAAGAUUAUAAUGAAGGGACCAUGGGUGUGUUCAAAGUCAAUCCUAAAAUACGCCCGUCAGGAGUUUUAUACUUGCCCAACACAUAG
Adelges cooleyi (spruce gall adelgid) is the source of this 1028-nucleotide messenger RNA. RefSeq lists its product as uncharacterized. The transcript has 6 exons. Lineage: Eukaryota; Metazoa; Arthropoda; Insecta; Hemiptera; Adelgidae. Bases 36 to 1028 code for a protein of 330 amino acids. The record is from RefSeq and is a predicted model, not a curated record.